Molecule: messenger RNA, 1978 nt
Organism: Botrytis cinerea B05.10
Lineage: Eukaryota; Fungi; Ascomycota; Leotiomycetes; Helotiales; Sclerotiniaceae
Exons: 1
Coding region: 139-1536 (465 amino acids)
Source: RefSeq, a predicted model, not a curated record
GGUCCUUCACAUCAACAUCAAUCUGAGCGUCACUUUUUUGUAUUUUUUGUCAAAUAUCAGGGCUUGCCUUUCGAAGCUUAGAUUUCAGUUCGCGUGUCCAUAGGCCGGUACACUCUUAGACUGCUUAAGUUCUUUGCCAUGAUACCUUCAACUUCCGCGAGUGGAGGGGCGCCACGAGUCCCCUCAUGGAAACGAUUAGGCUUAAAGUUGAAAUCGGCCCCAGAUUCCUCAGAUUCAAAUUCUCAAGCCUCAAUUGCCGAACCUCAAAGAGAAAUCGAGAUAGCAAAUAGGAAAAGACCAAGAGACGACACCGAGUCCGAGCACGAAACGUCUGCGAAAAAGCCGAAGAACCUCAACUCUCAUCCUCCUGCUUCUGAACCACAACGAUCAAUCGCGCCUGAUUCAAUUUUUACUACACCCAGAAAAUCUGCACUAAAGAAAUCAGUAACAUUCACCCCGGAAACAAAAUCUCAAGAUGGAGAUAGUAUAAAACAGUUAUACUUAGGUUGGGUGGCUGAUCAAAAAGCACAAGACGACUUUUUCUACGGUCCUUCUACGAGUCAAGCUUUUGAAACACCUGCACCACCUAUAGUCGAAGAACAGUUUGAUACCACACUCCCAGAAAAGGAACGGAGGGUGAAAAGAGUCAAGAAGGCAAAAUCGGAAGCCAAACAAGAAAAUGGUACCAGUGAGAAGGAUUCAACACCCCAGAAGUCUGUGAAGAAGUCGAAAGUCUCCAAACCAAUUGCCGCCCCACGUCCGUUCUUAGCAUAUUUAAAACAAUAUCACGAAUCGAAGGAGACGUGGAAGUUCAACAAAAACCAUCAAAAUCACUUAUUGAAACACGCUUUCAACAUUGAGGUCGUUCCCUCCGAUCACGUCCAUCUUCUCUACGAGUACGUCAGAGGUUUGCAGGGAGGGGUUAGAAAAAGACUUCGAGACGAGGCAUUAGCUAUCAAGGUGAAAGAUCGAGAGUCUGACGCUUCUGGAUUUCCAGCAACCAUGGCAGACAGUAGCAAGAGACAACGAGAGUACGACCUUGCCAUGAACGAAUAUGUUGCAUCAAUGACUGCCGCUGGAGCGUCGUCUCAAAUGGGAUAUGAAGAAGGUGUAAUUAUGGGACUGUCGGACGUAGCAAUGGCUCCUAGAAUGGCCAAAAGAAUGAGAGCUGAACAAAUUCUUGCUGAAUUGGGCUCUUCGUCUUCCGAAGAGACGACGGAUACGCAAGCCACGGAAACAGAAUCUGUAGCAACGGACGGAGAAAAGAGGCUGCGAUUAAAUGAUGGUACCCCCCAGAAGAUCGGAAGGAAAAGAAAGCAACGGACACUUGCCGCUGACGAUUCAAGCUCUUCUGACUCAGAUUCAAGUAGUGACUCUGAUGAUAGCAGCUCCGAUGACGAGUCAAUGGUGGACGGUAACAACAAAGACGAUACAUCAUCCAGUUCAUCAAGCAGCUCAUCUAGUUCGGGUAGUGAUGAUGAGGAUUCGUCCAGUGAAGACGGGUCGAGCAGCAGCGAAAGUGAGGACAGUGAAUGAGGACGGGAUUCAACAUCAAACGAGUGGUAUCGAUAACAUGUUAUCUCUCAUUGCAGUGGUUGUUGAAAAGGGUGGGUUGAGAGCUGCUGUGGGUUGAAGACUAACAAAUCGCCCCAACGUUUCUUGCCUACAAACUACAGGCAUCAAUUGCAUAUUCGAUAGCUUAGCUGGAGAUGAUGGAAAUGGCUAAAUCCGGUUUCUGAUUUCCUUUUGGGUGGCCAAUAAGGGAUGGCUGAGCAGAUAAUAUAUAGUGGUGGCUGUUCAGUGGUUGCAUUUUCUCCGAUAUCCAAAUCAACCACGAUAUUGUUAACUGAGAUACCCCAACAAAAGACAUGGCAUCAAGUACCAAUUGUUCUUUUAUCACCAAUAAUACAACAAUUCUCGCACACUAUUUAUUGCUUCUUAUCAGCGCCUACCUAGUAAUAAUGUGAUACUGUAUGCA